AUGAACGCGCGAUUGCUACGGCUCGAUAGAAGGUCGAUUUCAACCACACAAGUCCUAGCAAAAAAUCAAGCAGGAAAAUAUCGGUCGACUCCAAAUCGGACUCAACUCCUGACCUACGAGAUGGCCGCCCGCCCACAUCAUAUCGGGGUCAAGAAAAGUUGGCUGACAUGGCACACUCAAAAUUUGGAAGAAUUUCGCAAUCAACAACCGCUAAUGGUAGCUCAAGAUCAAAUAAUUCGACGAUUCAUGCGCGGCUUUUUUCCCAACAAUGUUGUAAUCCAAGGAGAGGAGAUCGUGAUAAAGCGUCGUGGUAACGUGAUCAUUAUUGCUGGAUUUCUUCAGUAUUCACAAAGAUUUGAUAUUCGCAGGAUAUAUUGGAUGUAUGGGUUUGUCGAGGAAUUUUUAUCAAAUCUGUUGAAACAACCAGUAAAAUUGGAAAUGCAAUUUGUCGAAUCUGAAGCAGAUCUUGCAUAUAAUUAUGUG
Molecule: messenger RNA, 483 nt
Organism: Mesorhabditis belari
Lineage: Eukaryota; Metazoa; Nematoda; Chromadorea; Rhabditida; Rhabditidae
Source: the annotation of a GenBank genome assembly